UCUUAAAAUAGCUGCCCCUGGUGAUUCUACCAUGGAUACCAAUAAUGGAACCCUAGGUAGCCCCAUGCAAUUGCAGUGUAAUGCUGCAAGUUCUGCAGAAGAUAUUAAGAAGUUGUUGGGAGAGAAACUGCAGAGGCAACUUACUGAUUAUUCAGUCAUCUUCAAUGAUACAGAGCUGACAACUGUCCACAGCAUUCUGAAGGAUCAAGGUUUGGGAAAUGGAGGUCUGGACCAAAUUUUUACCUUACUCAUUAUUUUAAAUGAGGAAAAUCGAAGAAUAGAAAUCACCAGUAUUCAAACUGCCUCACAAGUUGGUAUGCCACCUCUUCCAGUUGUGGAACCUGAAGUCAAGAUGAGUAGUGUGGAAAUCCAAGCUGUCUUUCCGUUAGUGGCUGCUGCUGAAGAACCUCCCAAGAAGCGAAGAAGGUCAUCAGGAUCCGCCACAGGAAAAGGCAACACUAAACCUGGUCAGCAGCUUGCCUCAGUAUCUCAACAAGUUCCUGUCAUCAGUUGCACUAAUUCUGAUAGCAAUGUCCAUGCACAGCAGAUUUCAGUCAUAAAGAAUGGUUUGGAAAAUUCUUCUGGUAAAGAUGAAGCAUCCUUAAUUGGAAUCACUCAAGCACAAGGUUCAUUCUCUCUAAAAGGUUUGGCAGGAAUUGGGUCAGAUCCCCCAACAUUGAUUCUGCAAACAUCAUCUCAGAACAGCCCAGGAGAAGAUAAAUCUUCAUCUGCAGAUGCUGUGAGCGGUGAAGAGGAAGAAAAAGCAAAGAGUAUUGAUGGAAAAACAUGUCCAGGCAACAGAUCAGGUAACAAUGGCCAGAUUCAGUUGUGGCAGUUCUUGUUGGAACUGCUGACGGACAGAGGCAGUCGGCACCUGAUCAUGUGGGUUGGAGAAAAUGGGGAGUUUAAACUGAAUGAUCCUGAGCAGGUGGCACAACAAUGGGGCAAGCGUAAAAACAAACCAGCCAUGAAUUAUGAGAAACUGAGCCGUGCCUUACGGUAUUACUACGAUGGAGACAUGAUUCAUAAGGUCCAUGGAAAGAGAUUUGUUUACAAGUUUGUGUGUGACCUGAAAAACCUGUUGGGCUAUAGUGCAGGAGAGCUGAGCAGACUUGUUUUGGAAGCUGAAGACGCAGCCAGUGACAUGGAGCCUGGGACAAAUGGGGGACAUUAGGUUGUUUAAAAAGCUAUCUAUAACAUUGUAAUGUACUUGUAUGCAUUAUAUCUGUAAAUAAGGAGUGAAAUGGUUUCCAUACAUUGUAAACAAUUAUAAGGAAACCUUUUUAAGAAAACAAUGUGUUAUACAGAAUGGUAAUUUUGGUUGUUGCAUUGACUCAGCUAUUCCUCAAUAGAAUUUAGAAGCAUAGUAUAAAUGCAUUCUUUUGAAAAUUUCCCAAUCUAGGGGCUUUUAUUGUCAUUGUUGCAUGUACCUGCUGUGGGUGAAUAGAUCCGAGAAUUGCGUUUCAAACGUUCUCUGAAGGGAAGAUCUCUUUUAAAUAGAUUUUUCACUGGU
This is a messenger RNA of Pocillopora verrucosa, 1513 nucleotides long. RefSeq lists its product as uncharacterized. Gene Ontology annotation, cellular component: nucleus. Gene Ontology annotation, molecular function: DNA-binding transcription factor activity, RNA polymerase II-specific; sequence-specific DNA binding. Lineage: Eukaryota; Metazoa; Cnidaria; Anthozoa; Scleractinia; Pocilloporidae. Gene Ontology annotation, biological process: regulation of transcription by RNA polymerase II; cell differentiation. The record is from RefSeq and is a predicted model, not a curated record.